This is a messenger RNA of Rhododendron vialii, 2596 nucleotides long. RefSeq names its product ABC transporter B family member 27. Lineage: Eukaryota; Viridiplantae; Streptophyta; Magnoliopsida; Ericales; Ericaceae. The coding region runs from base 336 to 2267 and encodes 643 amino acids. The transcript has 17 exons. Gene Ontology annotation, molecular function: ATP hydrolysis activity; ABC-type oligopeptide transporter activity; ATP binding. Gene Ontology annotation, biological process: transmembrane transport. The record is from RefSeq and is a predicted model, not a curated record. Gene Ontology annotation, cellular component: membrane.
UAGGUCACUGCUCUGCUCCUUCCCAAAAUUUGGAUUGUCUCUUUCCACCCAGUUUUGAUUUCUCCGCCUUCUUUAUUCGUCGAUCAACAACCACCCAUUUGACAGUUGACACGUACUAAUUUCUCAUUCCAUUAUCCCGCGAAAAAUUGCCAGUCAAGAACCCAAGAUUAUUGUACAGAUAGGUAGUACCUUCCCGUAUAAAUCGGUAGCCUUGCGUACCCACUGCCCAGUUAGCAUCAGUUUUUUGUUCUUGGGUUAACCAACCAAUUUUUAAUCACCCAAUUAGUAGUAUCUAUCAGUUGUCUUCUAUAUACCUCUCUCUCUUUCCUUUGUUGAUGGGUAAGAAACAGCACAUGGAUUGGGGUUCUAGAUCCCUGUCUUAUGGCAGUGAAAGAGCUCCUCUGUUGAAUAGAGAGGGACGGAGGAAGGGAAAGGAGGAGAGGUCCUCUGAUGGUCCCUUGACAGAUCUUGAGCAUGGGGAUGCCGUACAGGCAGCAAAUGUUCGAUUUUCUAGAAUCUUUAUGCUGGCGAAGCCUGAUGCAGGAAAGUUGAUCAUUGGCACUAUUGCACUUUUGAUAGCAUCGACAACAAGUAUUCUCACGCCAAAAUAUGGUGGAAUGAUAAUAGACAUUGUAUCAAGAGACAUAAGGACACCCGAACAGCAAGCUGAAGCUAUAGAUGCUGUCAAGAACACCAUAAUAUAUAUUCUUCUGAUUGUUGUCGUUGGUUCUAUCUGCACAGCGAUUCGGGCAUGGUUGUUUUCUUAUGCAAGUGAAAGGGUUGUUGCUCGAGUGAGGAAGGACUUGUUUAGUCAUCUUAUCCAGCAAGAAAUAGCCUUCUUUGAUGUUACUCGGACAGGAGAGCUACUUAGCAGGCUCUCUGAAGAUACCCAAAUAAUUAAAAACGCUGCAACGACCAACCUUUCUGAGGCACUCAGAAAUGUAACUACCGCAAUCAUUGGUGUUGCCUUCAUGUUUUCGUCGUCAUGGAAGUUAACAUUGUUGGCCUUGGUUAUUGUACCGGUCAUUUCAGUUGCUGUGCGCAAAUUUGGGCGCUAUCUUCGGGAACUUUCUCACAAAACUCAAGCUGCAGCUGCAGUAUCCUCCUCAAUAGCCGAGGAAUCUUUUGGGGCCAUUCGAACUGUGAGAUCUUUUGCCAGAGAAGCCUAUGCAAUUUCAUGCUAUUCAGAGAAAGUUGAUGAGACCCUGAAACUUGGGAUUCAGCAAGCUAAAGUAGUUGGUUUGUUCUUUGGAGGGCUAAAUGCAGCUUCUACUUUAUCAGUUAUCAUAGUGGUUAUCUAUGGAGCUUAUUUGACUAUAAUGGGCGCCCUGACUGCAGGAUCUCUGACAUCCUUCAUUCUUUAUAGCCUCACAGUUGGGUCUUCUGUAUCGUCACUCUCAGGAUUAUAUACAACAGCAAUGAAAGCUGCAGGAGCAAGUAGGAGAGUUUUUCAGCUUCUUGAUCGCCAGUCAGUCAUGCCAGAAUCAGGAGAUAAAUGCCCUGUUGGCAAUCCAGAUGGAGAUGUGGAAUUGGAAGAUGUUUGGUUUGCUUAUCCUUCUCGCCCAAGUCAUAUGAUACUCAAGGGAAUAACUUUAAAACUGAGACCCGGGUCCAAAGUUGCCCUCGUUGGUCCAAGCGGUGGUGGAAAGACUACUAUAGCGAACUUGAUUGAGAGAUUUUAUGACCCAAUCAAAGGAAAAGUUUUGCUAAACGGGGUUCCCCUUGUGGAAAUAUCCCACCAAUAUUUGCACAAAAAGAUCAGCAUAGUGAGCCAGGAGCCUACUCUUUUCAAUUGCUCUAUAGAGGAGAACAUAGCCUAUGGAUCUGAUGGAAAAGCCACCACUGCAGAGAUAGAAAAUGCAGCCAAAAUGGCAAAUGCCCAUGAUUUCAUAUCAGCAUUUCCUGAAAAGUAUCAAACUGUUGUUGGAGAACGUGGGUUGAGGCUCUCUGGAGGCCAGAAACAAAGAAUAGCAAUUGCCAGAGCACUCUUGAUGAACCCAAAAGUUCUGCUGCUGGAUGAAGCCACAAGCGCCCUAGAUGCUGAGAGCGAAUACCUGGUCCAGGAUGCUAUGGAGUCUCUGAUGAGGGGAAGGACUGUUCUUGUUAUAGCUCACAGGCUUUCAACAGUCCAAACUGCAGACAUGGUUGCCGUUGUAUCCGAUGGUCAGAUUGCAGAAAGCGGCACCCACGACGAGCUUCUCGCAAUGGAUGGUAUUUACACAGCGCUGGUACGGAGGCAAUUGCAAGGACCCAAAGUGGAAGUAUAAUGCCUGAAGGACUAUUUGGAAGUGCAAUUUGCUGAUAAAGAAAUUGACUUGUAAGGUUGGGCAUAUUGUGGUUUGACUUUUCCUGCAUAAUGAGGGAUUUGAUGAUUGUUGAACCAACAUUCGGUUUCGAAAUUAAUGGAGAACACUCUCAAAUUAGGAAAGUUGAAUAUAGCUGUGUUAUCCUGUUAAUCCAUUUGCCACGGGACAUUCAUGUGUUUCCCGGCCUAGGUUUUCGCUGUAUGUGAUGAAAUGCUUGAUCUCGCUGGAAAUCAUAUUCUUUUAAGAAAUUAGAUAAAGACAAUUCUUAUGAAAGAUAGUUUCUUGCAAAA